GCAUGUUUAAUGUGUUAUUUUGUAGUUCUUAGAAUGUCCUGUAGGGGGCAUUAGACCCACAUUUCCCCUGUGUCAGUACGAGAAGAAGAGUAAGAGCGAGGAAGAGAAAAGAAAUGGCAGACUAAGCACGUUUCAGCAGGAAUAGAGAAGCUACUAUGCAAAAGAGCGGUUGUGAUAUGAAAGAAGUCUGUUUAUCUUGAACUGGAUGAUGUAUGGUCUGUUCUUAGAUUUCUCCGGUUGGUUUUUUUGUUUGGACAACUGAAAUCUGAACGAGCCAGUGGAGUUCCAGAAGCACGAGGGUCCCGCCGCCAUCUUUGUGACUCGGACUGAAGCCUGGGACGACGCAGAGGGACUGAUGCUACUGGAGCUGGAUAUUUUACUUGGAAACCAGAUAAGAGAAUUGAACAAGAAAAAAAAAGGGGGGCCCCAAUCCUUUAUUUUUUUUGGUUAUUCCACAAACUACUUGUUUUGAUGAACAUUUUCAAACUGGACAAUUUAUGUGCACAUUGACUGAACUGACUGACUGAACGUUAUAUUGAAGGACUAAUUGAAAUAUGUAAUAUCUUUGUUGAAAUGAGCUUUAAAGCUACAGUGUAGAAAAACCUACCCUAAUGUUUUUGAAAUAUUUGAGUUAUUUUUAAGGGUGGACAAUUUAAGUUUUAUACCUUAAUUUUAUUAAGGUAAUUAUUCUUUUGUGGAGAAAGAAAAUAAACCUGAGUUGUUAAAACGUGUAUGCUUAUCAUCCUCCUGUAUGACCCUAGAACAAAAGUAACUUUCCUACUGAAUUUAUUGUUAAUUAAAUUAAGUAGUGGUUACAUGAUAACAUUUUGUGGCGAGCCAGCAGCCAGGAGGAUUAUAAGUAAUCUCAGCUCAGUUUAACAUAACAGUAACUUUUAAGAAAACUGAUAUCAGAAAGAAUGGAAGUCAAUAAGAAAACUGUUUAUGACAUUGAGCAAAAGUAUGGAGUGAAUGCAAAGAGAUCAGUCUUAGCUCUUGGCCUAAAUGAAGAUGCUACUGAUGCAAACAUUACUGAAGUACUUAAAACUUAUGGCACAGUGGUGAAGAUAGUCAGGUUAAGGUUAAGCGAAGCCAUCAUUGAGUUGGAUGCUGAAGAAGCAGUUGAGCAUCUUAAGCCAAAUUUCCCAUGUGAAAUAGCUACAGCCAAAUAUCCAACUGCAAAGUGGUGCGUUGAUGAUAUAGAGAAAGUUUUACUUUCACCUGUGUUUUCUCAGUCUCCAUCAGAAAUGAAUGCUGAGGAAACAGCCUCAGAACAAGAUGUUGGUGAGUCGACCAGUUCUGAUAGUGAAGAGACUGAAUCAGACAACACUGACACUGCCCUCACAUCAAAAGGACAUCAAAGACAAACUCAAGCAACUCAUGCCAUUAAUCCAUCACAUUCCAAACAAUCUGAAAAAAGUGCGAAAAGUAAAAGACGAGCUUUGCCAACUAACACAGCUUCACUGAGUGCUGAUAUAUUGAACCCCCAAGAUGUUCAGCGCUUAAUCGUUGAGCAUGUCAUCAAAAAUGAAGCUUCUUCAUCGAGUUUGACUCCAAAGAGACUCCGUUCCUUUUCUGGACGAGUGCCUAAGCCCCCUGGAGAAGUAGAUUUCGAGACUUGGUUCCUACAUGUUGAACUGAUGUUUCAAGAUGGAUUCCCUGUUGACAUACAAAGAAGGAUGAUUCUGGAAAGUUUACUAUCCCCUGCAUUGGAUAUUGUGAAACAGCUUGGCUCUCAUUCAUAUCCACAAGAAUAUGUCCGUCUCCUUCAGUCAGCAUAUGGACUUGUGGAUGAUGGUGAAGAGAUAUUUGCCAAGUUUUUGAGCAUUCACCAGGAUGCAGGGGAGAGAGCUUCUGAAUAUCUGCAAAGACUGCAGGCAGUACUUAGUACUGCGAUCAAGCGAGGUGGUGUGAGUGAAGUUAAUGCAAACAAACAACUGUACAAGCAGUUCAUUCGUGGGUGCUGGGAUCAGACUCUGCUUCUAACUCUUCAGCAGAGAUUCAAAAGUGAGUCCCCUCCAGAUUUCUCUGAACUUCUUCUCCAGUUAAGAACAGAAGAAGAACGGAGAUCAGUAAAGAUUGACCGAAUGCAGCGUCACUUUGGAAGCUCAAAAGUAAAACCUUCUUUACAUUUUCAGACUGUCCCAGAACCUCCACUAAAACACGACCAUGACAUUGUACAGAAGUACAUCACAGAGACAGAAAGCUUAAGAAAACAAGUGGCUGAGCUGCAGAUGCAACUUACAGAGAAACGAUCUCAGAGGAGGGAGAGAAGACAACAGAAAACAACUGAAAUUGUCGACCUGCCCCCUGUGGCAGCAGCGGAAAUGCAUGUGCAACAGCCAGCAUGCCAACCUGCUCCAAAAGCUUGGUUUUGCUUUAAAUGUGGAGAAACCGGCCAUAUUGCAAGACAAUGUGAGAAUCCUCCAAACAAAGAAUUGGUUGAUAAAAAGUACAAGGAACUAAAGGAAAAACGUCGACAGUGGGAAGCAAGAUACGGAACGGCUUUAAACUGGACCGGGUUUCAGUAGAGGGGCGUACUGAUACCCGACUAGAGGAGGCUCCACAAUCAACGCAAGACGUAAAACAUGAUCAAAAAUCGACAACCAUCAACAAUAUGAGUCAGUUCCCUACAUCUACAUCAGAUGAAGCACUUUUGGAUGCUUUGGUAGGAUCGAAAAACACUGCCAAGAUGUUUAUUGAUGGAGUUCAAAGUAUUUGCCUCCUUGACUCGGGCUCUCAAGUGACAACUGUUUCAGAAACAUUUCAUAAGCUCUACUUGCAUUCACGACCAAUCCAGCCACUAGGAGACCUUUUAGAUAUUCAGGGUGCAGGUGGUCAGAGAGUUCCUUAUCUGGGGUACAUUGAGGUAAAUCUUUUCUUUCCAGAAGAGAUUGUGGGGAGACCUGAAGAAGUGCAAACUUUAGCCUUAAUUGUGCCAGAUUGUAGGUCGAACAGAGAAGUUCCAGUGCUGGUUGGAACAAAUGUGUUAGAUGUUCUCUAUGACAUUUAUACAACCUCUAAAAAGACCAGUGUUCACAACCAGCAGGUCCACUGUAAAAAUCUGCCACUGAUCAGGAAACUGUAUGGCAUGUACAAAGAAGAUCGAGUGAGUGGUAGAGUAGGAAAGAUAAAGUUACUAAGGAAGACGAGUCAGAAAGUGCCUGCAGGAGAAAAGGCUGUUUUGAUGGGUUAUGCCAGAAACAUUAAAGUUUUCCCAGGCACUUCCCUAUUGGUUGAACAAGCAGACUCCAUCUUACCUGGUGGCUUAGUGUUCUGCAACUAUGUUAUGACAGCCCCAUCAACAACAUCUUUCAAAAUCCCUAUUUUGGUGAAGAAUGAAAGAGCACAUGACAUCACAGUACCUGCUUCGUUAACUGUUGCUGAACUUUAUAAGCCUCAGACAGUUUCAGCUCCUAAGUCAGCAGUGAAAAAAAACGAGUCAAGCUCUCAGUCUGACCUUACUCAAAAGACUGUCUUAUGUCAAAACAUUAACACACCUGUUACAGCCAGCCAGCUCAGACUUGACUUCACAGAUACACCUCUUUCUGAAGAAUGGAA
Messenger RNA from Gambusia affinis (western mosquitofish), 3558 nucleotides. RefSeq names its product paraneoplastic antigen Ma3 homolog. Bases 918 to 2528 code for a protein of 536 amino acids. The transcript has 2 exons. Lineage: Eukaryota; Metazoa; Chordata; Actinopteri; Cyprinodontiformes; Poeciliidae. The record is from RefSeq and is a predicted model, not a curated record. Gene Ontology annotation, molecular function: nucleic acid binding; zinc ion binding.